UUUUGUAAAAUCGAACACUGCGGAACACAGGUUUCUUUUAAUCUUUUUGAGAAAUUUCCAACGUUUUCGUUCCCUCUUCAUCGCGAAUUGUAAAUUUAACAACUUAGUAAUCGAGGUUUAUUUUGAAUCUGAAAGAUUGUCCUAGCGUUCAGCAAAAAUUAGCAGUUUUUUCGUGUUGAUCUCAACGACGAUCCAGUCGUAAAUCGAACACAUCGAAAAUGAGCGAUUCUGAGAAAAGCAGCGGUGACGAAAAGUCCAAACCCACCAAGAAGCCCGUCUCCGAUAGCGAGGAGGAGGACAUCACCCCGAAGAAGAAGAAAGCCUUUAACAACGACAGCGACGCUUCGGACGAAGACGUCAAACCAAAGAAGUCCACCGCUCAAAAAUCCGCCAAGAAGAUGGAGACCUCCUCCAGCGACGACGAACUGGACGAUCCCAAGCCGAAGAAGAAAGCCAAACAGGCCAGCUCCGACGACGAAGUGGAGGAGAAGCCCAAGAAGAAAGCCAAGAAGGAGGAACCCAAAUCCGGAUCCAAAUCCGCCAAGAAACGCGCGGCGACCCCGGAGUCCGAGGAAGAUGAGUCCAAAUUCGAUCUAGGAAACAAUCGUUUCCUGUCGACGGAUGAGUUCCGCGGGAAGACGCUGGUCAACAUCCGCGAAUUCUACAUGGACGCCAAGAGCGGGGAGAUGCGGCCCGGGAAGAAAGGGAUCUCCCUGUCGGUGGAGCAGUGGAAGAAGCUGAACAAGUUCGCGCCCAAGAUGAACAAGAUGUUGGGGAUUUAGGACGGAUCGCACAGUGCAUUCCUCUUCAGCCGAGGUUCGUUCUCAUUGACUCGUAUUAUUCUGUUAUCUCUCUUUAUCUCCAUGAUGUACAUGCUACAGUGCGAUGAAAUUAUUUUGUAUUGGCUUUUGUUGUUGAAUAUUUUUCGCCUUGGACGGGUUUUCUCAAUGGUAAACUGUUUAUCACCAAAACUGAACGAUGUUUUUCGAUGUUAGUAGUAUUUUGUGGUUUACUGCGACGUUACAGUUCUUCUAAUGUCCCAUAAAAUUCCUUGAAUGUCUCUCGUCUCUGGAAAAUACAGUAAUUUUCGUUGAUAGCGCAGGUGAUAGUC
Molecule: messenger RNA, 1111 nt
Organism: Paramacrobiotus metropolitanus
Lineage: Eukaryota; Metazoa; Tardigrada; Eutardigrada; Parachela; Macrobiotidae
Product: activated RNA polymerase II transcriptional coactivator p15-like
Exons: 1
Coding region: 219-782 (187 amino acids)
Biological process (GO): positive regulation of transcription initiation by RNA polymerase II
Molecular function (GO): transcription coactivator activity; DNA binding
Source: RefSeq, a predicted model, not a curated record